Messenger RNA from Yamadazyma tenuis ATCC 10573, 1286 nucleotides. RefSeq names its product cystathionine beta-lyase (gene STR3). Lineage: Eukaryota; Fungi; Ascomycota; Pichiomycetes; Serinales; Debaryomycetaceae. Gene Ontology annotation, biological process: 'de novo' L-methionine biosynthetic process; transsulfuration. Gene Ontology annotation, cellular component: cytoplasm. Gene Ontology annotation, molecular function: pyridoxal phosphate binding. The record is from RefSeq and is a predicted model, not a curated record.
AGAGCUUUUUCUUCAUAGUUACACCACAAGAUGCCACCAAAGUCAAAGAAGGCCUACAGCCUCGAAACCGAGUUGGUGUUCUCCAAGAGCAACGAUCAAUACAAUGCGUCAGUUCCUCCCUUAUAUCAGUCUGCCACCUUCAAACAGGCUUCUUUGGAUAACAUGGGGGAGUAUGACUACACCCGGUCUGGAAACCCAACCCGUACAUAUUUGCAAAACAACAUGGCCAGAAUCAUGAAGGCCGAACACGCCUUUGCUGUGACCAGCGGAAUGGGAUGCUUGGAUGUGAUCACCCGUUUAUUGAGUCCUGGUGAUGAAGUCAUUGCUGGUGAUGACUUAUAUGGAGGUACUCAUAGACUCUUAACCUACUUGAACAACAAGGGGGAUUUAAAGGUCCACCAUCACGACACAACAAACACCGAGUUGAUCAUCUCCAAAAUCUCGUCUGCCACAAAAAUGAUUUUUCUUGAAAGUCCAACCAACCCAUUAAUCAAGGUGGUAGACGUCAGAUCUAUUUCUAAAGCCGCUCACGAAAUUAACCCCGAUAUCAUCAUAGUGUUUGACAACACCAUGAUGUCGCCUGUGUUGAUGACGCCGUUGGACUUGGGAGUUGAUAUCCAAUACGAGUCUGCCACUAAAUAUCUCAAUGGACACCACGAUAUUAUGGCGGGGAUCAUUGCUACCCGAUCCGCCCAAUUGGCUGAAAGAGUAUACUUUGUGAUAAACUCCACUGGAUGCGGAUUGUCGCCAUUUGACUCUUGGCUCUUGUGCCGUGGGUUGAAGACUUUGGCAAUCAGAGUGGAAAGACAACAAGAAAACUGUCAAAAAAUCGCCCAGUUUUUGAGCAAUACAGGCUUUAAAGUCAGGUAUCCAGGCUUAAAAGACCAUCCUCAACAUGAAUUGCAUAAGAGUAUGUGUAGGGGAUUUGGAGGGGUGUUGAGUUUUGAAACUGGAAACAUCAAGAUGUCGGAAAAGAUUGUUGAAAACACUGACAUUUUCGGGAUUGCCGUUUCGUUCGGUUGCGUUAAUUCGUUGAUUUCAAUGCCAUGUAAAAUGUCCCAUGCUUCGAUCGAUGCCAAAACUAGAGAAGAGAGAGACUUUCCAGAAGAUCUAAUCCGGUUAUGUAUCGGAAUCGAGAAUAGCGACGACUUGAUAGACGAUUUGACCAAGGCGUUAUUGAAGAGUGGUGCCGUUAAAGUGAACGAUAGAGAUGAAUUAUUCAAUGCCGUGAAUGUGCAGUUCAAGUUAUAAUUACUUUAGUAUAUAUGAAUACAAGAUAACAGUAG